Paramecium sonneborni is the source of this 1749-nucleotide messenger RNA. Lineage: Eukaryota; Ciliophora; Oligohymenophorea; Peniculida; Parameciidae. The record is from the annotation of a GenBank genome assembly.
AUGUCCUAUUAUCUGAUUGUUCUUUUGGGGAAUGAUUAAUUAUUAAAGAAUUCAAUCUAUGAAAAUUUUCAAGGAAAAGAAUAAAAAAAUUAAUCAAUUUUUUUACCUUAUUCCUCUUCGAUUCCAAAAAAUAUUGAUUAAGAUUAACAUUGGAGCAUACUUAAUACUCCAAGCGCAAUAAAUUAUGAAGAUUUAAUAUCUAUUUGGAACAAUUUGAUAUAAAUUUCUAAAUUAGAAAAUAUUGAUUAUGGAACUGUUAUUUAUUGUUUUAAGGAUUAUCAGAGUAAAUUAGAAGAUUUAUUGGAUUAAAUACACGAUUAAAUUGGUUGUUGGAAUAGAAAAAAUGGAAUCAUAAUUGAAAAAUAAUUUUAGCUAGAGUACAUUUUCUCAAAAAUAAAAAUAAAUAAAAACUUUAAUUUUAAAAAUUUGACACCUAAAAAUAAUGAAGAAUGCUAUAUAAAAAAGAUUGCUUAAGAGAAAAUUAACAUUAUUUUAAAAGAAUGGAAUCAAACUAUUUCAAGAAGUAACAAUUUAGCAAAUUUUAUAUAAUAAAUAAUUGAAAAAUAAAAUCUCGAUAAUAUUUUAGACAAAUUAAAUUUGAGUACUUUUUCUGAAAUUAGAAUGUUUAAUUUGGCUGUUAAUAUUAGGUACAUGUUAGAUGAAAAAAGAAGGAUUUUUACUAAUUAUUUAAGAUUUAAAUCAUAAGAAUAUUCUAAAUUUUUAUAUUGCACAAAUAAAUGCAAGUUGUUGUACGUUUAAACUAAAUUUUACUAGUUAGAGUAGAUUUUUCAAAUAGAUAUUUCACUUAAACCAUCUACUCUUACUAAUUAUAACUGUCCUAACUGUCCUAAGUGCUAAGAAAAGACCAAAUUUAUAAAUCCUUAGUAAAUAGAAGAAAGCAUUUUUUUUUAUUUUUAAAAAGAAAUAAUUUAUGAAAUAAUCUAAAAAUAAUAACAAAAUUAAGAAAUAUUAUAAAUAAUGUUGUUAUCAAAUGAAGAUGAAGAAAAAACAAAAUUUUUUAAUAUGAUUUAACAAAAUGAUUCCAUCUCCAACUCAAAAUAACAAGAUGCAUUUGUUCAAAGUAAAUUAAUAAAUGAAAAAUAUAUUUUCCAUAAUCCUCCAUUACUUGAUUUUGUGAAUGAUAGUUAAUCUAUCAUUUCUGGCUAUAGAGAAUAUUUUCAAAAAAAUGAUAUCCAUUUUUUUUUUAUUUUUGUAAAUCAUUAAAGAAUUGAUAUCAUGACUCAAAGAAUUUCAAAUAUAAUAAAAAAAUUUCAUAGUUUGGAGAGACAAAGAAUGGCUUUAAUUGUAAAUUCAUAAAAAUAAAUUUAACAAGGAUAACAUACAGAGAUUGUAAAGCAAUUAAACUAUUUUGGGUUUAAGUCUAUUAAUUUUUUAAAUACUAGUGAUUCACAAUAGAAUAUAAAAAAAAUGAUAUUCAAAUGUUUGGAGAACAUUGAUUUAAGAAAAUUUGAUUUCACAAACACAAUAUUUGAAUAAGUUGAUGAAAGGAUGACGUAAUAAUUUAAAGAAAAUCUUAAUAAAGUUAGUAAGAAAAUUUAAGAAGAAGAGCUGAAUAGAUUUAAAAUUUAUUUGGAUUAAGAAAAAUAAGAAAUAGAAAAAGAAAAAAUAGAAGUCUAAAAGCUGGAAAGUUUUUUAAAAAAUAAAAAAGAUUAGCUAAAUUAAAGAGAGUAAAAUUAUCAACUUGGCUUGAAUGAGUACAAAAUUACUUAGAAAAAAUUAAACUUUUGA